Molecule: messenger RNA, 6858 nt
Organism: Entelurus aequoreus (snake pipefish)
Lineage: Eukaryota; Metazoa; Chordata; Actinopteri; Syngnathiformes; Syngnathidae
Gene: c5
Product: complement component 5
Exons: 42
Coding region: 100-5169 (1689 amino acids)
Cellular component (GO): extracellular region
Molecular function (GO): protein binding; endopeptidase inhibitor activity
Source: RefSeq, a predicted model, not a curated record
AGUCCAAAGCGUCAAUCAAACGAGUCACUUUGUCGUCUGAUGCGACGACAACUGGACAACACCCGGAGCUGAGCGUGUGUGUACAAGUGUGUGUCCAAGAUGAGGGUGUGUGUGCUACUGUUGUGUGUGUGUUGUGUGUGUUGGAGGAGCGGCGCCCAGGACACAACGUACCUGAUAAGCGCCCCGUUGUGGCUGCACGUGGACGCGUUGGAGACGGUGUUGCUGCAGUUGUUUGGUUUUUCCGAGGAAGUGAGGGUCUACGUGUUCUUGAAGACCUCCAUGGCUCCGGACCAUUUGGUCCUGGCCCGGGAUAUGGUCACCCUCAACGCUCAGAACCACUACCAGGCAACCGCCGCGCUCCGGAUCUUCCCGAGUCAGCUGGACAAGAGUGUGGAUCACGUGAUCCUCCACGUUCAAUCAGCACAGAUCAACAAGCACCUUUCACUUCCUGUCAGCCGCUCCAACGGGUUCCUGUGGGUCCAGACAGACAAACCUCUGUACACGCCCCAGCAGAGUGUCAAGGUGCGAGCCUUCUCUCUCAACCAGGAGCUGCAUCCGGCCAAUAGAAGUGUCUUCCUCACCUUCAAGGAUCCAGAUCAUCAGACGGUGGAUGUAGUGGAGAUGCUGGACCUCAACAAUGGAAUACCUUCCAUGCAGAACCCCUUCAAGAUCCCCAUCAGACCAAAGUUGGGACUGUGGUCCAUUGAAGCAUCGUAUUCUCAUGACUUCGGAACCAAAGCCAGCACAGAUUUUGAGAUUCGAGAAUAUGUUCUUCCCAGUUUCUCCAUUGUGGUCCAGCCAGAGGUCUACUACAUCAGCUUUGGAAACUUCCAGAAUUUCUGCUUCAGGGUGUCAGCCAGAUACAUUCACGGCGCUCCCGUUGCUCAGGCCGAGGUGUUUCUGCGCUUUGGCUUCAUUAGCAAGAAAGAACUUCCUGUUAUCGUCCCCAACUCAGUGACCCGAGAAACAUUGUCGUCCUCAGGCCACCUGGACAUGUGUGUCAACAUGGAGAAAGUUCUGUCUAAACAUGAUGGACCCAAAGACCUGCCCAGUCUUUUUGGGAAGUUCUUGUAUAUUGCUGUCCUGCUGCAGGAGCACUCGGGUGGCAUUAGCCAGGAGGAGGAGUUUUCUGCUGUGAAGUUCGUCAAAUCACCUUACAGUCUGAGUCUGGUGUCCACUCCCCUUUUCAUCAAACCCGGACUUCCUUACAACAUCCAGGUGCUCGUGAAAGACCACCUGGACAAGCCGGUGAACCAUGUACCCGUUCGUUUGGUGGCGCAACAAGUGUUCAGUCGAGAGCAAGAUCUCAACAUCAAAAUCUGUCCUGACCACACCCAGAGCGGAUCAGAUGGCCUCGCCAUCUUUGUCUGCAACACGCCCAAAGAGGGCAUCAAAGUCUCCUUGAGGUUUGAGACCGAAGACCCUGCCCUCCCGGCCACCAGUCAGGCCAGUCUGAGUCUGGAGGCGAUGGCCUACAACUCACCAAACCGCCGUUACCUUUACAUCGACCCUCCGCUGUCAGGGCAAAGCCUGCAUGUGGGACGUUACGCCAACAUCAAGGUGUACUCAUCCACACCAUCCUACGUUCCGGUCAAAGCGCUCAGCUUCCUGGUGCUAUCCAAAGGUAAGGUGGUGCAUUACAGUAGCCAGAAGUUUGUCGCUAGUGGCGACCACAGACAAAGUCUGAACUUCGCGGUGACGAGCGCCAUGGUCCCGUCAAUCCGCCUGCUGGUCUACUACAUCCUGCACGGCGAGGGUACGUCUGAGUUGGUCGCCGACUCCGUGUGGCUGGAAGUCCGAGACACAUGUGUUAGUGGACUUACGACGGAGUUGUCAUAUGGAGGGCGGGACCACAAGCCAAAGGAAAACCUUCAGCUGGAUAUCAAAACCAAUCAGCAGGGACUGGUGGCGCUUUCUGCUGUAGACUCUGCCCUCUUCAACCUGUAUCCGAACUACAGAGACCCCGUUACCAUGGCACUGCGUCACAUCGAGCAGAGUGACCUCGGCUGCGGAGGAGGCGGCGGAAAAGACGCAGCAGACGUCUUCCGAAUGGCUGGCCUCACCUUCAUGACCAACGCCAACGCUCAGCCAUCAACCGGCGGUGGGAAGUGCACGGCGGCUGUGCGACCCACACGAGCGCUGACGGAAGAGAUGAAGCGCAAGAAAGCCAAAUCGUUUGGACCUCUGAAGGUGUGCUGCGAGGAGGGCAUGCAGUACUUUCCCAGGAGCGUCACUUGCCGCCAUUUUGCUCAGGAGAGGUUCAAACGCGUAGCACAUAAUUCGCGUUGUCAACAGAUAUUCACACACUGCUGUGAAUACAACCUACAGCACCUCGAUCUGGACCAGAACCUCAUCCUGGGCCGACACGACAUGGGGGCUGACUUAAAUGCAGUGCCCUUUCUGGUCAGGAGUUUCUUUCCUGAAAGCUGGUUGUGGGAGGUUCAUCCCACCAGAGGACGUCAGCAGUCUCUCAUCAGGACACUGCCCGACUCGCUGACCACAUGGGAGCUCAAAGCCAUCGGAAUGUUCAAGAACGGUAUUUGCGUGUCCAAACCCGUCCAAGUGUCGGUCCAACUGCCAGUCAGUGUGGAUGUGCCGCUGCCUUACCAGGUGGUACGAGGCGAGCAGCUAGAGUUGAGCGGUUCUGUUUACAACCAAAAGAAGGACGACAUCACGUACUGUGUCACGCUGACGGCGGGGCCGGAGCUCUGCCUUCUCCAAUCCCAGCCGGCCGUCUCAGGAGUGGGGUUUCAUUCCACCGCCUGCACCUGGGAGGAACUGCCAGCAGGAGGUGUGGGCAAGGUGGCCUUUACACUUAUGGGUCUGAAGGCAGGAGAACACAAGCUGACCUUUACUUUGAAGACCCGCCAAGGAGAAAGUGACAUCGUGGAGAAGACGCUCAGAGUAGUGCCUGAAGGCGUGAAGAUGGAGUCUUAUUCCGGAGGGAUAUUGGACCCGCAGGGACUUUACGGUUCUGAGAAAACAACAGUAGUGCUGAAGAACCAGCCACCAGCUAACAUGGUUCCCAACACAGCGGCGGAGAGAAUGGUGACAAUCAACGGUGAGAUUAUGGGAGAUGUCCUCUCCGUGGUCCUUGACCACGACGGCCUACAACAUCUCUUCAGCCUGCCCAGUGGAUCAUUGGAGGCGGAGCUUGGCAGAAUCCUCCCGCUGGCACACCUAUACCAGUACCUGGAGACUACCAGCAAGUGGGAUGUCAUGGGUGGAAACAUCCACAAGAACUCAGACAACCUCAGACAGAAGAUGAAAGAAGGUCUGAUCAGCAUCAGUUCUUUCAGACAUGGAGACUCCAGUUACAGCAUGUGGACAAAGAGAGACGCUAGCACCUGGUUGACGGCAGCGGUGGUUCACACUCUGGCCACCAUAGAUCCUGUCAUCACCGUAGACCGCCAGGCUCUGUCAGAGUCGCUCUCCUGGCUAAUCCGCAACGCUCAGAACCAGGACGGAUCUUUCUCUGACAAGUCGUCCUUCAGACCCAACAGCGUCAUGGCUGAGGGGGCGGAGCCGCGUGAGCGCUCGGUGUACCUCACGUCCUUUGUCCUCAUUGCGUUACAUCGAGCCACCAGAAUCCGUGAACGCGUCCUGCAGCUCAGAUUCCACGACGACAGCAUGAGGUCAGCCGCUGACUACAUUUCCCAGCAUGCCCUCAAUCUCAAGAGUGUGUACGUGCGUGCCAUUGCCACCUAUGCCCAUAACCUGCAUGACCCCAACGCAGCGAUGAGCCUCACCCUAAUCGACAGCCUGGAGAACCUCGCUCAACAGAAAGGACACCCUGCCAUGCUCAGGUACUGGCAGGAGGAAAACGUGGCGUCUGAUUGGCUCAAGCCUGACCAAUCGAGCGGACUCACGGUGGAGACGACAGCCUACGCCCUGCUGACCGUGCUGCUGAAGGGGAGGAUUCAAUACGCCAAUCCCAUCGUGUCCUGGCUGACUCAGGAUCAGCACUAUGGACAAGGUUUCUACUCCGUACAGGACACCGCCCUGACUUUGGAGGCGUUGACAAAGUACAGUAAGGUCAUCCCUCGAGCCGUCCUCAAUCUGGAUAUCAACGUCAGUUACAGACGCAAAGGAGUGCUCACUCGCGUCCAGCUCAGCCCGAGCCGUCCUGUGGCCACACCCAUACAGGUGUUGAAGGACGAUGACAUCACCGUGUCCACGGGAUACGGGAGGGGCGUGUCACAUGUCAAGAUGAAGACGGUCUACUACCAGACGACUCCGCCCUCCCGUAACUGUAACUUCGACAUAAGCAUAGAGAUGUUUGGCGCCGACGUCUCCGACAGUGCCAGCAUGCGUGCUCCACACCUGGCUGCCUGUGCCAAGUACAAGCCUCGUCCUAACGAGCUGUUAACAGAGUCCACCAUGACUGUGAUGAAGAUCCAGCUGCCGACAGGCGUGGAGGCGCACCUGGAGGACCUGCGACCGUUCAGAGACUCCAUGGAGCCAAUCAUCUCGCACUACGAGCUUCAGGGAAACACUGUCAUCAUUCAGAUGGACUCUGUUCCGUCUGACAUCUUCUUGUGUGUUGGCUUUCGGAUCCGGACCAGGUUUAAGGUGGACGGAGCCAGCAAAUCCCUGCUAAGUGUAUUUGAGCCUCAGGACAAGGGAAGUUUGUGCAGCAAACACUUCUCCUACCAAGAGCAGAAGCUGCAGCGCCUCUGUGUGGCUGACCAGUGCCAGUGCAUGACAGCCGCAUGUGCCGCCUACAGAGGAACCUUCGACCUGAGCUUGACGGCCGCCAAACGCCAAGAGGAAACGUGCCGGCACCACAUCAAAUACGCUUACAAGGUGGCCGUCACGUCUCUGGACGCGGAAGGAGACUUUGUGGCCUUCAACGCCACCGUCGUGGAGGUCCUGAAGAACACGGACAAAGACUUUGAGGCGGUGAGCGUGGGCACGGAGGUGGAGCUGAUCAAGAAGGUCACGUGCGGCUCAGUGGAUGUCCAGAACCACAAGCGGUACCUGGUGAUGGGAUCCAGCGGGUCACAGGUCAAGCUGGGCCACGCCACCAAGUACCGCCUGCCUCUGGACUCAGACGCCACGGUGGAACCCUGGCCCAGCGACUGCGCCACACCUGACUGCGUGGAACACCUGACCCAGCUGGACACGUACGCUCUGGACCUGCAGUUGUUCAGCUGUCCUUCAGAGUAGUUGUCCAUCUGUCCUUCACAGUAGUUGUUCAGCUGUCCUUCACAGUAGUUGUCCUUCACAGUAGUUGUCCUUCACAGUAGUUGUCCAGCUGUCCUUCACAGUAGUUGUCCUUCACAGUAGUUGUCCAUCUGUCCUUCACAGUAGUUGUCCAUCUGUCCUUCACAGUAGUUGUCCAGCUGUCCUUCACAGUAGUUGUCCUUCAGAGUAGUUGUCCAUCUGUCCUUCACAGUAGUUGUCCAUCUGUCCUUCACAGUAGUUGUCCAUCUGUCCUUCACAGUAGUUGUCCAGCUGUCCUUCACAGUAGUUGUCCUUCACAGUAGUUGUCCUUCACAGUAGUUGUCCAGCUGUCCUUCACAGUAGUUGUCCAGCUGUCCUUCACAGUAGUUGUCCAGCUGUCCUUCACGGUAGUUGUCCAUCUGUCCUUCACAGUAGUUGUCCAUCUGUCCUUCACAGUAGUUGUCCUUCACAGUAGUUGUCCAUCUGUCCUUCACAGUAGUUGUCCAGCUGUCCUUCACAGUAGUUGUCCAUCUGUCCUUCACAGUAGUUGUCCAUCUGUCCUUCACAGUAGUUGUCCAGCUGUCCUUCACAGUAGUUGUCCUUCAGAGUAGUUGUCCAUCUGUCCUUCACAGUAGUUGUCCAUCUGUCCUUCACAGUAGUUGUCCAGCUGUCCUUCACAGUAGUUGUCCUUCAGAGUAGUUGUCCAUCUGUCCUUCACAGUAGUUGUCCAUCUGUCCUUCACAGUAGUUGUCCAUCUGUCCUUCACAGUAGUUGUCCAUCUGUCCUUCACAGUAGUUGUCCAGCUGUCCUUCACAGUAGUUGUCCAUCUGUCCUUCACAGUAGUUGUCCAUCUGUCCUUCACAGUAGUUGUCCAGCUGUCCUUCACAGUAGUUGUCCUUCAGAGUAGUUGUCCAUCUGUCCUUCACAGUAGUUGUCCAUCUGUCCUUCACAGUAGUUGUCCAGCUGUCCUUCACAGUAGUUGUCCUUCAGAGUAGUUGUCCAUCUGUCCUUCACAGUAGUUGUCCAUCUGUCCUUCACAGUAGUUGUCCAUCUGUCCUUCACAGUAGUUGUCCAGCUGUCCUUCACAGUAGUUGUCCUUCACAGUAGUUGUCCUUCACAGUAGUUGUCCAGCUGUCCUUCACAGUAGUUGUCCAGCUGUCCUUCACGGUAGUUGUCCAUCUGUCCUUCACAGUAGUUGUCCAUCUGUCCUUCACAGUAGUUGUCCUUCACAGUAGUUGUCCAUCUGUCCUUCACAGUAGUUGUCCAGCUGUCCUUCACAGUAGUUGUCCAUCUGUCCUUCACAGUAGUUGUCCAGCUGUCCUUCAGAGUAGUUGUCCAUCUGUCCUUCACAGUAGUUGUCCAUCUGUCCUUCACAGUAGUUGUCCAUCUGUCCUUCACAGUAGUUGUCCAGCUGUCCUUCACAGUAGUUGUCCUUCACAGUAGUUGUCCUUCACAGUAGUUGUCCAGCUGUCCUUCACAGUAGUUGUCCAGCUGUCCUUCACGGUAGUUGUCCAUCUGUCCUUCACAGUAGUUGUCCAUCUGUCCUUCACAGUAGUUGUCCUUCACAGUAGUUGUCCAUCUGUCCUUCACAGUAGUUGUCCAGCUGUCCUUCACAGUAGUUGUCCAUCUGUCCUUCACAGUAGUUGUCCAGCUGUCCUUCACAGUAGUUGUCCAUCUGUCCUUCACAGUAGU